CAGAUCUUCCAGAACAUCCGUCAGGAGUACAGCCGCUACCAGAGGCGACGGCAGCUGGAGGGGGCCUUCAACCAGAGUGAGGCUGCCUGCAGCUCCACCGAUGCCCCCAGCUCCUCCCUCACCGCCCCCAGCUCCCCGCCAGGUGAGACCCUGCGAGAGAGAGAUGGACACACGUGUACAUACACACACACACACAGGGGGGGGCUGGAGUUGUUGAUGUUGUGCGAGGUGGGCCAACAACCGAGUCACCUGCCAAACCACGUCACCACCCAUAUGGUGUUCAGUGUGCGCAUGCAGCGGUAAUACAAACCCCAAACAUUUCAGCCUCCACAGACGUUACAUAACGAUGCUUGGAGUUGGUAUAUGUUUUUAUAGAUCCCAUUGGCUCAAGUAUAGCUGGUCAGCACAGUCUCAUUAUUUUCAAUGUUUCCAAACCCAUAGACAAUUACUACAUUGACUUGAAUGUGAAUGUCUGUCGCUCCGUUCUAGUAAUUAUAUUUCUGUCUCUCCUAGUUCCGAGAGCAUUGCCUGGAAUUUAGCUUUAAAAGCUUUGGUCAGAAAUUCAGAAUGGGUCAAAGUCCACUUAAAGGCCCAGGGCAUGAAUCAUUCAGCCUCCCCUGGAUCCAGCUCCCAAGCUCAGAAGAAGACUUGGAGAAGGGGCCUCUUUAGUGCCACAUGACCCUCUAGGCCACUGGUUCCCAACCUUUUUUUAACCAUGGCGCACCUUGAUGGGAUAUUACAUUCUGCGGCACACCUAAAAUGUCCCUAUUAAUUUAUUUAGUGGUAAUGACCUCUCAUUUUAUCUGAUUCAUACUGCAAACCAUCUAUUUUCUGUGACAAACGUUUUUUAUUAAAUAUGGUUUAUUUGAAAUAUUUUUAUAGUUUUGAUAGUUCCAUACUCAUGAUGGUUAACUUGUGUACCCUUUUAAGAGCGUCCCGUGAAUCUGUGGCGGAAAGAAGCCAGAAGAAGAAAAUGAAUCUCGGGUAUAAUUGGUCUUCAGUGUUGAAUGUUUUUUGGGGCUACAGAUGAGCGGUUUUCUGCAUUGUAAAGGGGCAACCAUGGACACAAGGCCAUGUUCCGUUUGUUUCUAUAGCAGAGGCUGUGGUAUAGCUAAGGCCAGAGACACACGUAUUAAGAAAUAAAUGACUCUGGCUAAGCCUAAUCAGACUUGCCUGUGCUAAUGGUUCUCACAGGUGAAGUAAAAUUAUACAAAUGACUUUGCUCAUGAUGCGUGCCCCUCAAAUGAUACAAAUGUAACAACAUCCUGAGCACACUGGACUUGAAACAACGAUACAGAUGUAACCAUGUGCCAUUUCAUGUUUUAUCUGACCGGCACUAGUGCUCCCAAGUAAACAUUCCAUGUGCAUUCCACAGGUCACGUUUAUAAGUGUGUAAACAUAACAACCUAGAUUAGGAAAGGUUUUGCGGCACACCUGAGUUCCUCAACGCACACCGGUUGGGAACUACUUCUCUAGGCUGCUGCUGAGUCGAAGGUGACAAAAAAAAAGUAAUAAAUUGUCUUGCGCAGACUCUGUCACCUAUAGUGUAUGUAUGGAUGACAUGGGGAAUGUCAGCCUAUUUCAAAUCUCACUGUGUGUGUCCCAGGUGCCUCGAGGAAGGACCAGCCGUCGUUCACACUGAGGCAGGUGAGCUACCUGUGUGAGCGCUUGCUCAAAGACCACGAGGAAAAGAUCCGGGAGGAGUACGAACAGAUCCUCAACACAAAACUUGCAGGUACAGACAGCACUUGGCAUAUCACCAUCCUUAAACUGAAGUCAAAAUGGCUUUUCACGUUACUUAGCCAAGCCGAAACAAGCUGAGCUGGCAUGGUUACGCAUCCACUGUAGAUGCUGGAACGUGCCAAAACAGAAAAUAAAAUGUCAGAGCGAGCACAGUUUGGUUCGGGUCGACUCGAUAGUGUGAAAAGGGCAGUUUCGUUUGUCACAGCUGCGUUUUUCUUCUCUUUCUUUUUUUUUUUUAACAUGUUUUCACACCCUUUAGCACUAGCAAUGAAGAAAGACUGA
Messenger RNA from Coregonus sp. 'balchen', 2025 nucleotides. NCBI's taxonomy places the organism in Eukaryota, Metazoa, Chordata, Actinopteri, Salmoniformes, Salmonidae. The record is from the annotation of a GenBank genome assembly.